AUGGACAGAGAACCCCGUCGACGUCGCAGGCUCGCUCUCUCAUGCCUGGAAUGCCAGCGCCGCAAGGUCAAGUGCGACAGAAACAACCCUUGUGGUCGUUGCACCUCCUUUAAGAGCCAGUGUACAUACAAGGCCAAUGGUGAUUUGCGGCAGCCUAGGAGUAUGAGCUCGCCGUUAAGCCCGUCGACCAACGCACCUCCACCUUCAGUCCAAGUCGCGCAGUUCGAGACGAAUAGACCGGCCGCCGAGGGUGCAAGGCAUUCCUUUGAAUUCCGGGCCAGGACCAUAGCGCCGGAUAGCUCUCCCAGUACCACUGGCCGCAGCAUGACAGGACUACCCAGCCGCGCCCAAGCUACAGAGCAAGAUAUCCGGGAACUUAUACAGCGGGUACAAAGGCUCGAAGAGUCGUCGGUAUCCAGUCCUGUCAACGGUGUCCAUAGGCCAUCUGAGACCAACCGGGACAUACCGGCUCGCCAGUCCGGGCUCGAGGAAUCUCACAUAAUCUUUAAGAAGACCAGGGUUUCGGAAUGGGGUAAUUGGUUAGGUAUGGCACCAGAGUUCGCAAAGAUCAUCACUUGCUUCCAGGAGGCUACUGAGGGCAACUAUAGCGGAACCUGGUUUCAAGACCCGGAAACAGGGCCUCUGGUCACCCAAGCCUGUAGUCUUAUACAGAAAUGCGGGGCCCUGAUCAGAAGUAUCAAGGCAGGACGACCUAGCCGGUCCCUUUAUCCUGGGUUCAGCCCUGCGCCGCCGUCCCGUGAGGUGGCGGACAUGAUGGUGCCCCUAUACUUUCGAUCGUUCGAGUCGACGUACCGGAUACUUCAUGUACCUAGCUUCUGGGCAGAGUACCAGCGAUAUUGGGAUAAUCCAGACAGUGUAACAACCGGCCAGCGCCUCAAGAUACUUCUCGUCAUUGGGAUUGGAUCGAGUCUGCAUGGACACGGAGACAGAGAUGCAGAGUUCCGCAAUAUGGCUCAUCAAUGGGUGUGCGCUGCACAGACGUGGCUUUCCGGACCAUUAGAAAAGGAUCGCUUGGACAUCACUGGGCUACAAGUCCACUGCUUGACCAUCCUAGCCCGGUAUAUAUUUUCCAUCGGCGACGACCUGGUGUGGAUGUCCAUGGGCUCCCUCAUCCACAGGGCCAUGCAUCUAGGCUUACACCGUGAUCCCAAGCAUCUUCCCGCAAUGCCCGUUUUGCAAGCUGAGCUCCGCAGGAGGCUCUGGGCCACCAUACUUGAGAUGGUGGUGCAGGCAUCCUUGGACUCUGAGAUGCCGCCUAGACUCUCACUCGACGAGUUUGAUACGGAGGCGCCUUCCAACAACAACGACCACGAGAUGGAUGAGUCGACCAUAGUGCUAGAGCCUAACCCCAAGGGCACAUAUACCACGGCAUCGAUGCAGCUCAUCCUGCUUGACUCGUUGCCCACUCGCCUUCGGAUCGUCCAGCUUUUGAACGGAUUGCAUUCUGAACUUUCUUACGUGGAUGUCCUCAAACUGAGCUCUGAUAUCGUCGACGCAUGUCGGGCGUGUAGCACUUUCAUAAAGGAGAACGAAGGUUCUGGCGUGACAGCGUUCCACCGGAAUCUGCUUGACUUUAUCGUGCGGAGGUUACUGAUCCCACUACACGGCCCAUUCGCCAGCAAAGCACGGGCAAACCCUCUGUUCUACUACUCCUACAAGAUCAGUCUAGAUACAGCCAUAGCGCUCAUCUCGCCCGAGCCAGAUGAAGGCUUCUCCCAUCUCAUGGCUCUCGGCGGAGGUCUGUUGAGAGAAGGGAUCAAGGAUUCAGCCACCACAAUCAGCCUUGAGCUCAUUGCGCAAGCCGAGGCCCAGAGCCUCGACGGAACACUAGACCGCAACUCCCAGUACAGAGAGACUUUAAAGCAGGCCGUAAGGGACCGGAUCUCGCUAUCGGUAGUCCGGAUCCGACACGGCGAGACCAAUAUCAAGAUCCAUGCAUACCUAAGCAUGAUCGUGGCCCAUGUCGAGGCAAUAGAAUCAGGAUCUUCGUGUGAGCUCAAGAUUGUACAGAGUGUGAGAGAUAGCCUUGUCUUCUGUCACGGUCUGCUGGAGGAGCAAGCCAGCGCUGUUUCCUUGCCGUCUUCCAACGACAUGGAUAUCGCAACAAGCCUUGAUAGUGAGCAAGAAGGCUUUGCGUUCGACUUUGACCUAGGAUUUUUUGGGCCGGAUGUAGGCUUCCAAUACUGA
Molecule: messenger RNA, 2208 nt
Organism: Venustampulla echinocandica
Lineage: Eukaryota; Fungi; Ascomycota; Leotiomycetes; Helotiales; Pleuroascaceae
Exons: 2
Coding region: 1-2208 (735 amino acids)
Biological process (GO): regulation of transcription by RNA polymerase II; DNA-templated transcription
Cellular component (GO): nucleus
Molecular function (GO): RNA polymerase II cis-regulatory region sequence-specific DNA binding; DNA-binding transcription activator activity, RNA polymerase II-specific; zinc ion binding
Source: RefSeq, a predicted model, not a curated record